CUUCAAGUCCCUCGAAGUGAGCCGAGUUUAAAUCUACAAGUAACAGCUGUGUUUUUUAACUCGAAUUACCUGGGUCUCACCGUACAUAUCCGCUGGGCGUUGCCAUUUUAGAUCCCUCCUUCAGAUACAAAUACUGAUAGUAUUAUAGAAGUGACUUCAAUCUUUAAAAAGCAACGCGCUGUGAGGAAAGCGUGGCGUGUCUGUCAUUUUAGCCUUUUUUUUUCUUCCCAUUUCGCCGGGAGGCUUAUUAUGAAUUAAAAAGUUAUAGAAAGCUCAGGGUAAUGUAGUUCCAAAGUUUAAGCUGUGUAAAUUGAACUACAAAUGCUUAAUUUUCUGCAACGAGUUGGAUGGACCUAAGCAGUAGUGGAAAAGCCGAGAAGUCAGAAUGACUUGUUUGUAGUUAAAUCAACUUGGUGCGAACUUGCCAAGAGGUUUUCACUGGAGAGAAAAAGGAUACGGCAAUCGCUUCGGCGGUGUUCCUGAAAGGCCAAUAAAAUGAUGUUCUUUUUUCCAGUCAAAAAAUUAAGAAGAAAUGUGAAAUAUGUUGUGUUUGUUGCGGUGUUAAUGUUUGGAGCUCUUACUGCUUACCUGCAGUUUGUUGCGUCCAAUACAUGGAGCCCCACUCCCCACUAUAGUCCCUGGAAUGACCUGAGCACUAAAGAGAGGAGUGAUUCUGAGAGAGAGUAUAAGGGCCAAGCAAAUUUGCACAUUUUUGAAGAUUGGUGUGGCAGCUCUGUUGACCAACUGAGAAAGAACCUGCACUACCCUUUAUUUGCUCACACACGAACUACAGUGAAGAAGUUGGCUGUGUCCCCUAGGUGGACAAACUAUGGUCUCAGGAUAUUUGGCUACCUUCACCCUUACAUUGAUGGUGAGUACCAGUUUGCAGUGGCCUCAGACGAUAAUUCUGAAUUCUGGCUGAGCUCGGAUGACCAACCAUUAAAUCUAAGUCUCUUAGCUUUCGUGGGAAAGACUGGCAAAGAAUGGACUGCCCCAGGGGAAUAUGAGAAGUAUACCAGUCAGAUUUCUCGCCCAGUGCAGCUGAAAACAAUGAAAAAGUACUACUUUGAAGUUAUACACAAACAGAAUGACCAUGGCACAGACCAUGUGGAAGUAGCUUGGCGACUCAGUAACUCUGGCUUAAAGUUUACAGUCAUCAAUUCAAACUAUAUUUCUCUCUACAAAAAUGAGUCUUCUCUGAAGAUGAGCGAGGUGAGUCACGUCCCCCAGUCAACGGCAAGUCAUGUGCGGUCCUACAGUGAGAUGCAGCAAACCACCAGUCACGGUGCAGAGAUGCUCAGAGAAGACCCCCGAGAUACGUUCUUUCAAGUUCCUAUGAUAGACAGUUCCUAUCUGCGCCGUGUUCUACCAGACUGCACUUAUAAACCCACCUACAACAUCAAAGGUUUCCCACUGCUGCGGUAUCAGGGUUUACAGUUUGUGCGUAUGUCCUACGUUUACCCCAACGACUACACAAGACUGACACAUAUGGAAACUGAGAAUAAAUGCUUCUACCAUGAGAACCCAUACUACCUAGAGAAGUUUGGCUUUUUCAAGUACAUGAAGAUGGAUGCACUAGAAAAACGGGGCUUUGGAGAAGGCCAUCUUGCAUACUGGAAAAAACGUGAGAGACCGGAAUCUAUCUCAGCAAGCGAUGGACACAAGUCAGGAUACACCCCAGAUGGGAUGCCAGUCCAUCUCAGGGCAUACACAGACAUGCACACACUCACAACAGAUUUUGACUUUGAAGAAAGGUUUAAAGAUCAUAUGAAAUCUGAGGGUGAUGACAAGAUAUUCCAGUACGAAGACGAGCAAAAUCCAGAACCAAAUCCUGUAAAGCAGAUCACAGCAAAAGAAAAGCCUAUGCAAGACUAUGGCGAUGACUAUGAUGACUAUAACUUCAGACGGAGACAGAAGCUCUUUUCUUUACCUCCUAGCACCAAGGUCCAAGUGGAUCAGCAACUGAGACGGAGAAAGAGACGAAUUGAAAAUGAUGUACAAAAUCCUGUGGAUGUGGUUGAGCAGAAAGGUGCAGGCAAGAGAAAAGUUCGUGUAGUGAAAACAAAAAAGAUUAAAAAACUUAAGAAAACCACACAGAGUUUUAAAGCGGGGUCAAAGUAUUCAGAAAGUACCCCGGUCCCUUUUCAAGAAAAGAAAAUACCUAGGAAAAUGGAAUUGGAAAAGGUAAAGCAAAAAGUACCCAUCAGAAGGUCUGUCACAAAUGAGAGUCAGCCUGCGUUUCAUCUGAGUCCAAACUCCAGGAACCUGGUUCUGCCAAAGUCUGACUAUGUUAAAAAAACAAUGAUUGAUUUUCAUGUGUCAAAGAAUGCCUCACUGCCUACAAGCAUACAAGAUCCACCACGUACAUAUAACAUGUCUAGAAAGGGUAACAGGAGUUCUCGGACAGAAAAAAAGAUAUUGUCCGCUGACCUAAAGAAAACUGGGACAACUCGCAAGAAAACCCAUUUGUUGGUUUUGACAGGGGAGAAAGAGGGAAUGCAGGAAGCUCAGGUUGGUCUGGAAACUAAGCCAAGAAGAGAUGAAGAGGAGAACCAGGUGACUGGUAACAUACAGUUACCAUAUAUAUCAAGAGUUCAGAGGAGAGCUGAGGAUAAGAGCCCAUUGGAUGUGCCUGAUGAUGAGCUGGCCAACAACAGGGUGUGGAUGCAGCCUGAGGUCGACUCCAAUAUGGAAGAAGAUGGCAUGAAGGAAGAAUUUGCCACUGUGGAUUUUUAUGACCAGGACGUAAAUUGGGACCAAACAUUUGACGUGAAUCACUUGGACUUCCAUGCCCUGCGCUCGGACUGGAUCGACCUGCACUGCAAUGUGUCUGGGAAUUUGCUGCUCAGGGAGUUGGAUGCGCUGCCUGUGGUGGAAGCCUACAUGAGGAAGCUGAAUGAACGAAACAAUGGAGUGUUCUCCCUGGAGCGAGUGGUCAAUGUGGAGAAGCAUCUGGACGGGUGGCAGGGGAGCCGGUACCUCCUGGAGCUGGAGCUGCUGGAGAGUGGGAAGCGCAGGGUGAGGCUCGCACAGUACGUCUACGUGCUGAACCAACGCGGCCGCAACCGGAGCCUCCGCGUGCCGGCCGGGAAGGAGCCCCCGCUUCGCCCUGGGCGCUCCCACAGCUCAGAGGAGCUGCUGCUGUGCAACCCGCUGGGGUUUUCCUGGAGAGAGAGCGCCACCGUCCACUUCAUCGUGCCAGUGAAAAACCAAGCGCGGUGGGUCCGACAGUUCAUAGUGGACAUGGAGGAGCUGUACAGGGUCACUGGGGAUAAAAACUUCAACGUCAUCAUCAUAGACUACAGCAGCACAGACAUGGAUGUGGAGCAAGCUCUGAGGACAUCAGCGUUACACAGGUACCAAUACGUCCAGCUGACGGGGAACUUUGAGCGCUCUGCCGGCCUGCAGGCUGGGAUCAACCUCAUUACGGAUGACCACAGCAUUGUGUUCCUGUGUGACCUGCACAUCCACUUCCCUGCGUCCAUCAUUGACAGUGUUCGGAAGCACUGCGUAGAAGGCAAAAUGGCCUUUGCUCCCAUAGUCAUGAGAUUAAACUGUGGGGCAACACCACAAGAACCAGAUGGCUUUUGGGAGGUAAAUGGCUUUGGACUGCUGGGAAUUUACAAGUCUGACUUGGAUGCUGCUGGUGGGAUGAACACCCUGGAAUUUCGGGACCGCUGGGGCGGAGAAGAUUGGGAGCUGCUGGACAGGAUUUUACAAGCUGGACUUGAAGUUGAACGCAUAUACCUCAGGAAUUUCUUACACCACUAUCACUCCAAGCGUGGAAUGUGGAACAGACGGCUCUUCAGGUCCACGUAGCGACGCCACUGAGGUGCCCUUGGCUUGUCUGGCUCAGGCACUUUAAUUCUACUGGCUUUCUCUGGAAUGCUGUCACUCCAGUAGUGAGAGGUGGGGUCAGAAUGGAGGAACUCCUGGCCAAGUGUGUCAGGAUCAGCCCAAGGUUACUUGCUCUUGGUCUUUGAGGUUUUCUUUCCAGGAUGUCAGGAGAUUAAUUUAUGAGACAGUAGUACAUGAACAGGACUUGGAUGUUUGGGGGAAAUUAUAUUUAAUAUAUUCCAAAAAAAGAAUAUAUUAUUACAGUAUGUGACACUACUGAAAAUAAACAAAUGAUUUUUAUGUGAAUGUUUUGAUAUUUGAAGAACUUUAUUUUGCCUUUAUAAGGGGGGGAGGCAAAGGUAUUUUUUUAUAACAUUUUGUCUGGUUUGAGCGAACAAUUGUGACUUUUUAGUCAUUAAAAUUAAAUUCUAUUUAAGAUGGGCUGUUGAUGUUGAUGUGUAUUCUAUAUAAAGAAGAAAAAUGAAAGAA
Molecule: messenger RNA, 4326 nt
Organism: Lepisosteus oculatus (spotted gar)
Lineage: Eukaryota; Metazoa; Chordata; Actinopteri; Semionotiformes; Lepisosteidae
Gene: b4galnt3b
Product: beta-1,4-N-acetyl-galactosaminyl transferase 3b
Cellular component (GO): Golgi cisterna membrane
Molecular function (GO): acetylgalactosaminyltransferase activity
Source: RefSeq, a predicted model, not a curated record